AUGGAUCCUUCAAUGAAAUUAUCUUCACUCCUUAUUGCUUCGAUUGAGUCUACAGGUCAUGUCAUCGGAGUAGUGCUCAUUGGUUACAUAGGCUCAAGGUCUGGAAUAAUCUCACAAAAGACACGAAAGAAUUUAGCACUACUGGUUAUGAAUCUUUUCUUACCGUGUUUAUUAUUCUCCCAUAUUGGAAGUAAUAUUUCAGCUUCGAUGUUAUUAAAUCUAUGGCCAUUAGCAUUCUUUUGUAUAAUGUACAUUGUCAUUGGAACGUUAUUUAGCAAGCUCGGUUCAAAACUAUUGGGAUUAAGCUCCUCAAAUAAAACGUUUGUUGAACGUUCAAUUACGUUCAAUAAUAUAACGAGUUUACCUGUGGGAUUCAUCAAAGUCCUAGCAAACACCAAUGCAAUACGAUUGUUGGCAUGUGAUGAUGAUGAAUCACCUGAAAAAACUGUGUCACGUGACGUAGCUGGUUUAGGUUUAUGUAUUCUGGAUCAGAUACUUUCAAUUGAAAAUUUCACAAAAGUUUCCGAAGAGUAUUUAAAAACAUUACCGAUUCAUUAUGACGAAACAACUCCUUUAAUACCGGGUUCUUCUUCUCGAUCUAAAUCCAAAUGUAAAAAAUUAUUUAAAACAAUUAGCAGUGUUAUGAGUCCACUUUUAUUUGCUGGAAUAUUGGCUAUAACAAUCGGUACAAUCCCAUCACUCAAGAAGAUUAUUUUCUUUGAACAAUCUUCAUUUCACAUAAACAUUACACGUGCAAUGCAAUAUAUAGCAUCAAUGACAGUUCCAAUGACACUUUUAAAUAUUGGAGCACAAUCAGGAUUUACAACCAAACUUAAAGAACGUGAGACAAUUAAAUCGAUUUCAUUCAUUAUGUUUUGUAGAUUGUUCAUAAUGCCUGUUAUUGGUGUUUUUAUGACUUUAACCGCGAGAAAGUGGCUUAUUGAUGAUCCUAUGUUGUUAUUCGUAUUAUUCUCUUUGGCUUGUUGGCCUACCAAUAUUGAUUUUAUGAAUACCGAAAGCAAUACGGCAGCCUUAAUGUUUUAUUCUUAUUUAGUUUUCGCUCCUUUGAUUACCCUUACGUUGGCUACUUUAUUAAAUUUUGUCAAGUUGAUGACUUGA
Molecule: messenger RNA, 1119 nt
Organism: Funneliformis geosporum
Lineage: Eukaryota; Fungi; Glomeromycota; Glomeromycetes; Glomerales; Glomeraceae
Source: the annotation of a GenBank genome assembly